Molecule: messenger RNA, 3839 nt
Organism: Sardina pilchardus (European sardine)
Lineage: Eukaryota; Metazoa; Chordata; Actinopteri; Clupeiformes; Clupeidae
Gene: eif5a2
Product: eukaryotic translation initiation factor 5A2
Exons: 5
Coding region: 96-563 (155 amino acids)
Biological process (GO): positive regulation of translational elongation; translational elongation; positive regulation of translational termination
Molecular function (GO): RNA binding; translation elongation factor activity; ribosome binding
Source: RefSeq, a predicted model, not a curated record
GCCCUCUUGAAAACCCUGCCGCAGUAAAAGUAGACGAGUCUACGCAUUGAAGGACCCCUUUUGUUGGAAGAACCCCAGACACCUAGCCUACCAUCAUGGCAGAUCAUGAUCAUGACUUCACCAGUGGAGACUCUGGGGCUUCCACAACUUACCCCAUGCAAUGCAGCGCCCUGCGCAAGAACGGCUUCGUCGUCCUCAAAGGACGUCCAUGCAAGAUAGUGGAAAUGUCAACCUCCAAGACUGGCAAGCAUGGUCAUGCCAAGGUCCACAUGGUUGGAAUUGAUAUUUUCACUGGCAAGAAAAAUGAAGAUAUUUGCCCUUCCACCCACAACAUGGAUGUUCCUAAUAUUAAAAGGGUUGAUUACCAGCUGGUCAACAUUUCGGAUGGGUUCCUCACCCUCCUGAAGGACAACGGAGAUCUUCGCGAGGACCUUAGACUGCCCGAAGGUGACCUGGGAAAAGAGAUUGAGAGCAAAUUCGAAGCUAAUGAAGACAUCAUGAUCUCAGUCCUGUCUGCCAUGGGAGAAGAGUGUGCUGUUGCGGUGAAGGCCAUGACCAAGUAACCAGGCAGGGGCGGGCUGAUUGGGCUAACGCCUAUAACCAGAAAGUCUAAAGUGUUGGUUUUGAAGUGGCACCAAAGCUACGGCCUUGGAUAAACAACCUUGAAUCAUUUCAGUUCAAACCCAAAACCGCGUUGGACCCUCUCCCAUACCGUCUCCUAAUCUGAUGGCUGAUUGGUUGUCUCCCGAACCAUUGAGUGCAUCUCAACCCCCCCCCCAUCAAACUCCUUCCCACUUCAUCACACCCCCCCCCCCCCCCCCCAACACCACGCACGCACGCACGCACGCACACACACACACAUGCAUAUACACACACACACACACACACACACACAUUCACAUACAUCACACCACCCUCCCCAUUCUGUUCCAUUCCACUAAUGUAAUAUCCACUAGGCUCACACCCCCCACCCCCCGCGUCAACAUUCCCUUUGAAAAUCACAAAUUAACAUACAUGAAAUGUGUGUCCUUUCCUUCUUGCCAUGUUAUCAUUCCUAUCCUUCUUUGCCGUGUUAUCAUUCCUUUUUUCGGUGGGGAGCAUGCUUGGUUUCGGAAGCUGUGAAAUGCUGCAAGAGCACUUCAUCCAGCGGAUGCAUCUCUGUUGUCAUGGCAGGCUUCAAUCCCAGCAUGGUUGCUCAGAUCAGUCCUGCCCCGUGCCCCAUGCCACCGAGCUACCACCACCGCCACCACCUUCCCCCGUCACAUUCCCCAGACCUACCUCCAUCACUGAUUUUGGUCGUAGGUAGCAAGCUUCCUGAAGCAGACGCAACGGUGCAGUGAUCACCUUGCCAGCGCAUUCCACCUGAUUGGCAGCAGUGUUUCCCCCACGGCCCAGUCUGCCUUAAACAGAUUCGUAGUCUAGAUCAAUCAAAAUGAAGGAGAAAAUGAAACCUAAGAAACAGCCACGGGUGAGCUUGCCCCAUGCACAAUGUACCUCUGAUUUACGACAACAAAAAAAAGUUGGUUUGGCGGUUUGUAUUUGGAAAAAAAAAAUAACAAAACCUACCACCACCAUGCUCUAAGCCUGUAUUGGUCAUCUAGGUAGCUAGGCUAUUUUUUAUUUUGAAUGUUGCGCUGGCACCUUGUUAUGGGCUUGAGGAGAAGGCAGCCAGGAGAAAUGAAUAUUUGCAUUUUUGUUCUCACUCGAGGCCUUUUGUCACCAGACUAAGGAGAGUUAACAUUAACUGUAAACCCCCUUCCUCCCCUCAAAAAAAAAAAAAAAAAAAAAAAAAAAAAAAAGCAUUUAAAGUAUUUCAAGAUUGUUUUUUUCCACAUUGAUUGAGAAAUUGAGGCAAUGAAAGUCUCCUUGUUUACGUUCAUGAGUUCAGUAUUUGGUGUUUAACCCACUAGAGCAGUUCAAGGACUACGUGAUUGGCCCCUGGAAUCUUGGGCUUUUACAGAAGUGGGGAUUGAUUCUUAGAUUACAGUAAUCACGAUAAUUGCAUCCCCCCCCUUUCCUGUCAGAAUAUAGAGGAAUUGCAAUUCUUCCUUGUAUUGAUUGGGUAUGGUGACAUUUCACUUGACCAGUCUAGAGGCAACAGUGCUCCCAUUUGCAAUGGGUUGACCCUGCAGGACCACUACACUUAAGCAGUGUGCCCCAAGCCAUACUUCAAUGUCAUAAACACUUAGCACUUCAUUAACCUGGCUCUUUUUGGAGGUUAAUGUGUAAAGUUUUUUUCUUCUUUUUUUUUUUUCCUUUUUCUUCCUGUAGUGGCCGAUAGACUGUAUAUUAAAAUUACACUGAAGGAAUGGUAUCUUCAGUUGAUGUGUAAUAUUUAAGUCCUGUAGCUCAAGUUUAAAUUGUGGUCGUAUUCAUUUUGUGAGCACUUGAUGUUCAAAAGGAACAUAUAUUUUGUGUCUUUUUUUUUUUAGUUUCUUUCUUUUUGAGAGCGAGCUCAGUUUGGUACCGUAUCACUUAGUUUCUUGCUUUGUUGUAUGCAAGUGUGUAGCUCCCAAAAAACUGAACAUAGCUCAACAUGUAGAGCGUCAACAUGUUUUAUUUUCUGCACCUGUAGAAGGAUGUAUAUUAAGAAAUUCUGGAAGUUGCUGUUUUAAAGUGUUCAAUAGUAAAUCUGAUUGCUGCCCCAACCAAAACCAUACGUAUUCAUUCCACUGUGAUUUGAGUGUGUCCUCUUGUCUUGGGAAGCCACUGGUUAAGCACAAGCUGAAAACUAAUGGCACUCACAACUUCAGAAGCCUUAUCAAGCAUUCCUUACCCCCGGCCACUGCACAUCUUAGGUGGAGCCAUAGAAGUAGAGCUCUCAGUUAAACCACUGAGGUGAAAGCUUGCGCUCUACUAUAGAGCUUAACUGCCUAUCUUUUAUUUAUUUCCCCCCCUCUAUCUGGUAAGACACUGCACCAACAAAAUAUACCAUCGCCCAUCUAGCAUUGGGGUAUUAACAAGUAGCUGGCUGUUUGGCUUUUUUUAUUAUUUUUAUUUUUGGAUAAAAACCCACGUUGGCAGAUUGCUUCCACUGACCAAUUCUGUCAACCCCCCCCCCCCCCCCCCCCCCCCCUUUCUUUGUUCUAAUGCACACUGUACCCCAUGGAACCCCUGCCUCCUCUCCCCUCCACUUUUGUUGUAACAUUAGUAUUCAUAUGGAUUGCAUGAAUGAGAGAAAAAAAAAUCAAAUAUAAGGCGUACAUCGCAGAUAUCCUAGCAUGGAGUGUUGCGUAAGGAUCUGGAAUGCUCCACUUGAUAAGGUUUUUGAAACUCACAUGGGCUGUGCAAAAUGUAGAGUUGGGAUCUAAGCAAGCUUCUGUGAGGAUGGGCAUAGAUUUCACUGCUGUCAUUGAUGGCCCUUAUUUAUCGGACGUUUGUUCUGUGGCCUGUAUCGCAUCUCGGGACACACUUUGGGCCCCUUCAUAGCACUGUAGGAUCUUAACGUGUAAAUACUAAAAGUACUCAUCCUGAGAGCAUUAACACUACAAUAUCGAGACAUCUGGCGGAGAUGCUCAUGGACUGAAACUCCUUUCUGCUUGCUUUUGAUGGACAUGACGAUGUAUGCGUGUCUGCUGCCAUUUUCUUUUUUUUUCCCCUCCCUCCAAGACUGACACUAAGGACAAAUCAUUUGGUUUUCCAAUCUGUUUCCAUUCCUGGUGUGUUCCUCUGUGAACACUUUGGGUUUGUGACCUAUAGGGCAGAUGGUUUCUUCUUCAUCUUAGGUCCCAGCAAGUCAUUGCUUGUUUAGUCAUCGGAAAUUGUGGGUGUACUUGCAUAAAGACCUCGGAUGUCCAGCUGUUAACGGUCACAACCAUUCAUUAAAAAAUCAACCAAUU